GGAAAGGGAGGGAGGGGGGAGAGGGAGGGAGGGAGACGGAGAGAGAUUAGGAGAGGGAGAGAGAGAGAGAGACAUCGGAGGGGAGGAGGGAGAGACGACUCAGAAAGUGGAAUCUGCACAAGCAACCUAAAGGGGGAGGAGAAGAAAAAUCCUGAAGUCGUUAUAACUAAACCCCAGAUGCAACGCAAGCAAGGACUUCGUCACACUAAAACAGAUUCUGUGACAGCCAAAUUUAUAAAUUACGAAGCAGAAAUGAAAAUCAAAGAACUUCCAGAGGUUUGCACCUAGAGAAAGACAAGAAGGACCCACUGCAAACAAGCGAACCCAGUCCAAACAACGCCUCCAGUAGGAAAAGAGGAAAACCGCUACCAGAGGACCCCCGAGCGGAGAGCAGACCUACAUACUGGGAGUGCAGGGCGCCUUAGAACCUCUGAGCGUGCUGCGGGCUGAGUUGCACUUCGCUGCUCUCUGGACAUUAAUUACACCCUUCACCUUCCAUUUGGGGGAGGGCAAGGAGAAAAGUGCUCACCUAAGCUGAAAAGAGAAGUGCUACCAGCGUGGGAGAGAAGUUUAAGAAUGAAACACUGAAUGUUUUGCUUUUAUUUUUAAAUUUACUUCGGCACUUAACAGACCUCAUUUCCAGAUUUCUGGACCAUCUCCGCUGCAGACGUCUAAACCUAACCUCUUGAAAAAAGCUUUCAAAAGACGGGGAAGAAAGCGCUAGGCGGCUGAAGCAUCAGCCGGUCAGCCCAGGUGGAAGCAAGAGUGAGAGUGGGGCUCAGGGGGAGCGCAGUGCCUCUUUCGCAAGCCGCAGGGCCACCACCAGCGCCUGAGCCUUGGAUCCCUCAACGUAUUGCGAGACGCCGGUGUACAGCCCGGACCUGUGCCCCAACAUGAUCGCCGCUCAGGCCAAGCUGGUUUACCAGCUCAACAAAUACUACACCGAGCGCUGCCAGGCGCGCAAGGCGGCCAUCGCCAAGACCAUCCGAGAGGUCUGUAAGGUGGUCUCGGACGUGCUCAAGGAGGUGGAGGUGCAGGAGCCUCGCUUCAUCAGCUCCCUGAGCGAGAUCGAUGCCCGCUACGAGGGUCUGGAGGUCAUCUCGCCCACGGAAUUCGAGGUGGUGCUCUACCUAAACCAGAUGGGCGUCUUCAACUUCGUGGACGACGGCUCGCUGCCCGGCUGCGCGGUGCUCAAACUGAGCGACGGGCGGAAGCGGAGCAUGUCUCUCUGGGUCGAGUUCAUCACGGCGUCCGGCUACCUCUCGGCACGCAAGAUCCGCUCCCGUUUCCAGACGCUGGUGGCUCAGGCGGUGGACAAGUGCAGCUACCGGGACGUGGUCAAGAUGAUCGCGGACACCAGCGAGGUCAAGUUGCGCAUCAGGGAGCGCUACGUGGUGCAAAUCACUCCUGCGUUCAAGUGCACCGGUAUCUGGCCCCGCAGCGCGGCGCAGUGGCCGAUGCCCCACAUCCCCUGGCCUGGCCCCAAUCGGGUGGCGGAGGUCAAGGCCGAAGGGUUCAACUUGCUCUCUAAGGAGUGCUACUCGCUGACCGGCAAGCAGAGCUCCGCCGAGAGCGACGCCUGGGUGCUCCAGUUUGGGGAGGCUGAAAACCGCCUGCUGAUGGGCGGCUGCCGAAACAAGUGUCUCUCGGUGCUGAAGACGCUGCGGGACCGCCACCUGGAGCUGCCGGGCCAGCCGCUCAACAACUACCACAUGAAGACGCUGCUGCUAUACGAGUGCGAGAAGCACCCGCGGGAGACGGACUGGGACGAGGCGUGCCUGGGGGACCGGCUCAACGGCAUCCUGCUGCAGCUCAUCUCCUGCCUGCAGUGCCGCCGCUGCCCGCACUACUUUCUGCCCAACCUCGACCUCUUCCAGGGCAAGCCCCACUCGGCCCUGGAGAGCGCUGCCAAGCAGACCUGGAGGCUGGCCAGGGAAAUUCUCACCAAUCCCAAAAGCCUGGACAAGCUAUAGGGUGCCGGGGACUGCUUGAAAAGCGACACGGACGGGAAUGCUCUCGAACACACGACAGACACACAACUCGGCGACAAACUGCGAGAACUCCAGACACAAACUUUUCUGUCAGCCACCGAAGAGGAACGGAACCCGGCAGAAGACUUCCUUAAUUCACAAGCAAACAAAAAGGAGAGCAGACCCACCACCCAACCAAAAUCACAUUCUUGCACACAAGUGAUCGUUUUCUUCCAAACAAUGUGAAUUUAAAAGGUCACACAAAAGAAGCAAUCGGACUUUGCCACCACAGAAUGAAACCCAAGGUACAUUUUCAAAUCAAAAUAUAGUCGUUUCUCCCUUUUCCUUCUCUCCCCUUCUUCUCUCUCUCCCUCUCCCACCCUCCCCACUUUGUUUUGGGUUGCCUGAAUGUUGUCACCAAGUGAAAAAAAAAAAGUAUUUAAUUAUAUGUAAAAUUCCUCUUUUAAACAAAGUUUUGCUGAUGUUAACUGUAUCUCAGUGCCAAUGUCAAAUGUGCCCCUCCUUCUCCCACACCUUUUCCCUCACCCUAAGCAGUCUUGUUGAAAACAGUAAU
Molecule: messenger RNA, 2544 nt
Organism: Dama dama (fallow deer)
Lineage: Eukaryota; Metazoa; Chordata; Mammalia; Artiodactyla; Cervidae
Gene: MAB21L2
Product: mab-21 like 2
Exons: 2
Coding region: 894-1973 (359 amino acids)
Source: RefSeq, a predicted model, not a curated record